AUGGCCUAUUAUUUUGGGAUGAAACCUGUGAUCGAGGAAUGUGAAGAUGUCAUUGUUAGACAGGCAAAUACAUUGGACAGAGUGAAAUUAUUUCAAAUUGCAUGCGCUGUUGCCGAGCAUGAUCGCUACUCUCCCACCAUGACAUUACUUAUCGAUAAGCUUUCCGCUAUGAAACGAGAAGAGCUAUCGAAAUUGCGUUUCUCGCAGGUGCCAGGCGAUGUUGUAGCUGAUGUGUUCGCCGCAAAAAUGAAACGACGAGAGAUGAAACGGAAAAAGUGGUGCUGCUUAUUGUGA
This is a messenger RNA of Cercopithifilaria johnstoni, 294 nucleotides long. NCBI's taxonomy places the organism in Eukaryota, Metazoa, Nematoda, Chromadorea, Rhabditida, Onchocercidae. The record is from the annotation of a GenBank genome assembly.